AUGGGGAAUGACCAGUCCCUUAAGAAGGGCAUGAAGCUUGGUGUCCAGUGUGAGGUGCACCUGGUGGAGUCCGGGGGAGGCCUGAGUCAGCCUGGGGGGUCUCUGAGACUCGCCUGUGCAGCCUCUGGAUUCACCUUCAGCGAUUAUAGCAUGUACUGGGUCCGCCAGGCUCCAGGGAAGGGCCUGCAGUGGGUCUCACGUAUUAGCAGUGGUAGUGGUGGUAGCACAUACUAUGCAGACUCCGUGAAGGGUCGAUUCACCGUCUCCAGAGACAACGCCAAGAACACAUUCUAUCUGCAAAUGAACAGUCUGAAAGUCGAGGACACGGCCGUGUAUUACUGUGUGGCAGACACAUGCUUUCCUUCCCAACCUCCUUCCAAGACGGUGUCUGUCAAAGUCCUUGCCCUCCUCAUGGCUGUUCUCCCAGGUGUCUAUGCCCAGGUGCAGCUGGUGCAGUCUGAAGCAGAGGUGAAGAGACCUGGGAAGUCUCUGAAGAUCUCCUGCAAGGCAUCUGGAUACAGCUUUACUAGCGAGUGGAUCAGCUGGGUGCAGCAGAUUCCCGGAAAAGGCUUGGAGUGGGUGGGAGACAUAUAUCCUGGUGGUUCUGAUCCCAGGUACAGCCCAUCAUUCCAAGGCCAAGUCACCAUCUCCAGAGACAACUCCAUCCGCACCACCUUCCUGAGGUGGAGCAGCCUGAAGGCCACGGACACAGCCAUGUAUUACUGUGCGAGGGGCACAGAGUGA
Molecule: messenger RNA, 744 nt
Organism: Orycteropus afer afer
Lineage: Eukaryota; Metazoa; Chordata; Mammalia; Tubulidentata; Orycteropodidae
Source: RefSeq, a predicted model, not a curated record